Messenger RNA from Haliotis rubra (blacklip abalone), 2519 nucleotides. RefSeq names its product coiled-coil domain-containing protein R3HCC1L-like. The transcript is spliced from 8 exons. The record is from RefSeq and is a predicted model, not a curated record. NCBI's taxonomy places the organism in Eukaryota, Metazoa, Mollusca, Gastropoda, Lepetellida, Haliotidae. Bases 42 to 995 code for a protein of 317 amino acids.
UGACAAAAGGUAAAAGUCUCUCAGAAGACUGUGACAUCCAGAUGGAGGUCGACAGUGGGGACCAACAAGUGAAUGGUGUUGCGUCUGAGGUCAAUGAGAGCCAUCAGGAUGGCCCCAACACUGCAGCAGAUCUGGAAGAAUCUGAAACAUCUCAUGAUCAUGCUGAAGUUGAAAUCCCUGAAUGUCUGCAGGAUUCUCAGGAGAUAAAACAGCAGCUGAAAGAACAAGCUUUGGCUGCAUUGGAUUCGGAGAUACGGAGACAAAGCGAAGAUGCUGAAUCCCUUGCAGUGGAGAGGCAGUUGAAGGCUGAAGCUAUUGCUGCAGAGAACUUUACUGACCCACCCAGCCCCAGUCAGGAUGAGGAUGAGGACUCAUGGGACAAGAUGUUCGACGACAAUGGUGACUGUCUUGACCCGUCAGCAAUGGAGGAGCUGACGGCCCAUGUAGGAAAUGUGAAGAUCGACAAGCCAAAGAUAAACUAUCUUGACUUCAAGCCCAAGGAUCCUGACAUGGAUAUGAACAUGUAUGGCCAUGUGAUUGAGAUCUACGAUUUCCCAGGCGAGUUCCUGACUCGGGAUCUCAUUGCUGCCUUUAAGGAUUACAUGUCUCGAGGCUUUGACAUCAAAUGGGUUGAUGAUACUCAUGCCCUUGGGGUGUUCGCCAGCCCCAUCGCAGCUCAAGAUGCCCUGAGUAGCAGACAUCAAAUGCUGAAGGUGCGGAGCUUGUCAGAGGCAUCUCGCCAGUCUAAGGUCAAGGCCAAGAAGAAUUGCGAGUUCCUGCAGCCCUACAAGGCCCGUCCUCAGACGUCUGCAUCUGCUGCUCGUCGUCUGGUGUCUGGAGCCCUGGGUUUGCAGUCCCAGAUCCCCAGAGAGAAACGGGAACAAGAGCGAAAACAACUGAAGGAGGCCAAGGAGAAACGUCGCAAGGAGCGACGACUAAAGCAGGACAUGUGGGAUGGGUCCGUUGGUGGGUGUGCCAUGGAUAAAGAAGGCUGACCACUUAGGCCAAGUGUGUUGUCUACCUCAGCUUGAUCACUUGACCAGUGCCUAACAUCAGACAGUGCUGUAAGACCUAACCACCUCGCUGUGUGUGACCAGCAUCACUUGAUAAGUGCUGUGUUUCCUCGUCCAUGUGCUUGGUGACAUGAUCACAUGUUCAGUGCUAUCAUGAAACAGUGCUGUGUGGCUUCAUCCAUCUGCUUGUCAUGUGAUAGCCAGCAUGGCCAGCUGUGUGUGAUGUAAGGAGUGACCGGCCAGCUAGAUGUCGUCAUGGACAGAAUAAAGGAGUGUGCAAUGAUGGAUAUGAUCCUAGGUAUACAGCUUAAUGUAUUGGGACCUAGAGCCUGCAAAGCCGACAGUGUUGUCAAGGUUCAAGGUCAGUGUCAGGUACUUUGGUCAUCCGUCAAACUCAGUUCUUGCUUUAACUUGAAAGUUAAAAUACACGACUCGGUCUUUGCUAGACAGAACUAUUUGUGAAUUUAUAGAAGAAAAAAAGCAGUCUGGCUGGACAUCUUUCAGCUAGUAUUUGAACUGGUAUGAUCGUAGGUUGUCAUGUUAAAAUCUCACUGAACUUGGACUAGUGAAUCACUCCCUGAAAUAUACUUCUAAAAAAGUUAAGGAUAGCAUGAAUCCUUUAUAUAACAAUAGUAAAGCUGUCAUGUCCUGACAGAUUAGCCAGGGUAAUGUGAAGAACUUGUGUGAUCCUUUAUGUUUUUUGUAGGACUAUAUGAAAUAUCUGUUUAUGAAAAGUUGAUCAGUAUACUUUUUGUGCUGUGGUUUUCCCACCAUCGUCCAUGCUUCACAGUUUAUGUACACAGCGUUCCUCAAUCAUUCAUGAAUUACACAGUGACUUAGUUGUUUAAUGUGACAGGUCCUUCAGUCACCUGAUGAAAUGGCUAAAAUUGACUUCAGUAAAAUUGCACAGAAGAGGCAAAAUGGGAGCAAACUGCAGCUCCAUUUGUGUAUGAAUUGACAUAUGCAUGGACAAAUACUGGUGUCAUGUUAGGAAAAUUCUACUUGGGUUGUUUGUGAUCUCAGAGAAGUGAAAUAAGCCUCCAGAAAGACCUUUAAAGUUGCUGAACGUCUGAAGAAAAGCUAUGUGACUUCAACACAAGUGUGCUUGCUUUGCUCUGCCUUGAGUGUCCACCAUGAAUUGUUAGGACCAGUACUGUAGUUAUCAGUUUUGUACUUUUACCCGUUAAUUUGUCUUUAUACAUUCUUGAUGAUAAAGACUACAAUUGACUUAUUUUAUGAACAUAAAAGGACAUAUUUUUGUCAGGUUGUCAUUUUAUGCAAGAUGAAAUUCUUUACUCACUCUUGAAAAAUUAGUUUACUUGUACAUAAAUUAGUUGAUGUGAGGAAAUUGUUUUAAAUAUUUUGCCAAGUGUGAUAUGUACAAAGUGUUGAAGCUACCCCAGCUACUACCCAAAUACCUCAACCUGUCGCCAUCCAGGACUGAUCAACUGCCAUGUACGUCAGAGUUGGCUAUUUUCAAGAGAAAUAAAAUAUUUCCACCAACAA